Volvox carteri f. nagariensis is the source of this 8247-nucleotide messenger RNA. RefSeq lists its product as uncharacterized. Gene Ontology annotation, cellular component: cytoplasm; cytoskeleton. Gene Ontology annotation, biological process: peptidyl-threonine phosphorylation; actomyosin structure organization. The coding region runs from base 1 to 8247 and encodes 2748 amino acids. The transcript has 11 exons. Lineage: Eukaryota; Viridiplantae; Chlorophyta; Chlorophyceae; Chlamydomonadales; Volvocaceae. Gene Ontology annotation, molecular function: protein serine/threonine kinase activity. The record is from RefSeq and is a predicted model, not a curated record.
AUGGAUGCAGGGGUGGCUAACCCGGCGUUUGGAGGCUCCUCGGCCCGCGACUCAAGCCUUGCAGGAACAAACACUGUGGUGCCCCAAUUCGUCUUCAAAGGUAUCUUGCGAGCACCCACGUUGGCCCUGCAGCUGCCGUCCGUCGCGGCCAGCGUUACCGGCACAGCGGCCCCCGUAGCAAGCGGCGCUUCGACUGCCAGCCUGAAGACUUCAGCGGUUAUUUUGCGGCAGCAGCCCCAGCGACAAGCUAGCCCGCAACCGCAACUUCGGGCCCCGCGAUGUAGCAGCCCUCCUAUGGUCAGCAGUGGUAUCGCAAGCCGCAGGCGCAGCAGCCCUGCCGACACGGGUGCUAGUGGCUGUGGUGGCGGCGGCGGUGUUGGUCCUGACGGUGGCAGUGCUAGUCCGCGCGGCGGCCGGGCCACAUACGGCUGCGACAAUGUCGCCGGCAGUCCAAGGGCAACUGGUGUCAGCCGUUGCCGGAGCAGUCCCAGAGACCGGCAUGUCUCCGUCGUCAGUAAUGGUGUCCGGGGAAGCGGCGGAGGUGACGGAGGUUCAGGGCUUCUCACGGCGGGGCAAGGGGGGCCAUCUAUGGCCACGGGUGGAGAUGUUGCCGGCGGCGAGGGUGCUGCUGACAGUGGUGCGGCACAGCCGGCGCGUGGCCGGCCCCGCAAUACGAUCACUCGCACGGCUGCACUGCGCGCCUUGAAGCAACAGCGUUCCACCACGCCUGACAUUAUCGCGGAGUUGCGUGCUGUUGCAUCCAUUAAAGCCGCACAGCAAGCGGACUUCGUGGAGGCUGCAUCUCUACCCACGGCAGCCCGUGUUGUGGGUGGUGUGGAACUGGAACCCACCAGCGCAGGAGAUACUUCAGCAACGAUACGACAGCAGCAGGAGCAGCAGUACAAGCCCAACGGGCCCCAUGAAGCAGGUGGAGCGUCUGCCAAGGCAGGUUCAGCCAGUGGCACUCAACCGUGCAACGCAACGCUGGGUGAUUCAGUCCCAGCGAGCCAUACCAGCUACGGGGCCAGCACUACUGCUGGCCGGGCGGGAGGGCUUAUUGCAGGAUCGGCGGCAGAUACGUCGCCACACCCACCGGCGCACCCGCCGGCGCAGCAGCACUUACAGCCACCACAGAAACGUUGCGCACCACACGAGUCACAGGGGCAUGUCCAAAAGCAACUAAGGCAGCAGCAAUCACAACCACAACCGCAACUGCAGCUUCCACAGCAGCUGAAGCAACUGCAGGUGCAGCAACCCAAAUCGCAGGAGCCUUCAACGGCCUCACCUACCGCGGCCAUAGGAAGGAGAGGAACCAACCUGCCGUUGGAAGCGGUAGCUGCAGGGAGCCACUGCUCCGGACCGGCUUUAGUCGCUACGGUCGCUGCGGUGCUGCCGCAGCCGGCAUCAGCGUCAUCGGUCUCGGCGUGCCGCGACGCGGGGGCUGUCUGGGAAAUCGGAGAGGAACCGAGUUUCCGGUCCCCCUCUCCACAGCGCGCGAAGGGCGCCGCCUCUCGCGAAUUCGGGCAAGCGGUGCCGCAAGUCCCUGCCGCUAUUGCGGCUCCGGUCUCCGCUGCUCUGGGUCCUGUUGCUGCCGCUGCUGCGGCAGCGCCAACGGCGGCCGCUAUCAUGGCCGUUGCCCAGCGGCAGCAGCGCGCUAUGCGGCAGCACGUGCAGCGCCAGUCCAGCCCAUCACCCGGCCGCCGAAACGGCCAGGCCCCCGGGCCCCUGACGGACAAGCAAACCGCGGCUCGGACCUCACUUUCCCCACAGCCACAACACCGCCUGCGUGGCCUAUCCAUGGAGGGCGGCAGUUGGCAGAGCGAUGUGGUCAUGGCUGCACAGGCCCGCAUUCGGAGGUUAGAGGAGCAGGUGGUCAGUCUGAGCGCGCAAGUGGCUGAGCUACAGGCCUCUCACGCCGACCUGGAGUUUCAGCUGGAGGAGGAGCAGCAGCACACCCGGGCGGCGGCUGCGAGGGCCGACGCAGCUGCGCCAGCCUGCACGCCCCAGACGGCCGACGCGGGACAGGCACAUGCGAUGGCAAGUAGCAGAUGGGAGAGCGACCAGCACCUGCAAGAACAGGUCCGGGAGGUGGAGGAGCGCCUGAAAGCCCGGGAGGCGGAGCUAGAUGAGCGCUUGAAAGCCCGGGAGGCGGAGCUAGAGGGGCGCUUGAAAGCCCGGGAGGCGGAGCUAGAUGAGCGCCUGAAAGCCCGGGAGGCGGAGCUAGAGGAGCAGGUCAUGCGGGAGCGGGCGGCGAACGACUCGCUGGCCAAACAGAACCGGGCGCUGUACAGUACGUUGGAGGAGACCCUAUCCGCCGCUGAACACGAGGUACACGACACGUCCCAGAAGGAGGUGUCGCAACUGAAAGAGGAUCUUGAGCUGCGCGAGCGUGCCCUUUCUGCGGUCCAGGCAGAGUUCAGCGCAUUGCGGCGGCGGCAUGAGGAAAUGUCGACAGCCGCGGAGGCGGCACGGCGCGACAACGCGCUGCGCGACGGGCGACUGCGGCGUGAGGUGGAGGUCGCAACACAAGACGCGGCAAUCCUGGCUGCCCAGCUCACCAAGCUGCAGCGCGAGCACCAGCAGCUGCAUUCCCGCAAGGCGGAGAAGGAUCGCCAGUUAGCGACGCUGGCAAAGCGUGCUGAUGCCCAGCAGGAGCAGCUAACUGCAGCAGAGCGACUCGCGCAGGAGCAAGCAGCACUCGUCCGGGAGCUGGAAUCACGCGCGACGCUGCUCCGAAACCGCAACGCCGCCCUAGACCGCGCUGUGGCUGCGGAGAAGGAGGCACGGCAGGCGGCGCAGGAGCAGGUGCGACAGAUGGAGGAGGAAAUCGCGCUGCUUGUGUCCAUCGUGCGGCAGAGCGACCCCAACCUGGAGACGCUCACACGCUACAAGCGCGACCCUGCAGCGGCGGCGGCGAUGGCCGCUGCUGCCGCCGCUGCGGCGGCGGCAGCGCUGCUGCAGGCUUCGCCGUCGUCGGCCCAUGGGAUCCGUGGCGAGGAGGGGACGGAAGUGGAAGGCGGACAGGCUGCAGAUGGCGACUACGGCGUAGUUGCGCCGAUAGUGCCACCGCUUAUCUUAAGCGGUCGUGGAAAUGGGGGAUUACGGCGCCAACACGACCCGUACGGACACUCUGUCGUUACCAUCACAGCCGGAUCCGGGCCAGCUGCGGCAACCCGCACCACGGCACCACAACCUUUACCUUUCGCCAUUCCGGGGUCGGCGCCGCUCAGCGUGCGUGCGCCGCCACCCGGAUCGCAGCCCCUGUCCCAUCGCCAACAACGGGCGGAUGCUGAGGCACAGGCGGAUAUCUCGUUCGCCGACGCCGCUUCAGUCGAUUGCGACGCCAUCCUACAGCCCUCCCCGCAGGCCGCCACCGGUGACACCCCGCGCCAAGACCCAGAUUCAGGCAGCGCCCAUGCUCCCAACCGACGUUAUGCCGCCGCCAGCCGAGAGGACAGCCCGCUGACGAUGCCAUACCCCGCCAAGCACAACAUGACCGGUGGCGUGUUCCUUGACAUCGGUGGCAAUCGGGGGCCAUUUUCAACGUCGCCACGCGGCGUUCUGUCACCGAUUGCGGCUGGCAGGGCGCACACCAGCGGUGGCGCUGGCUUACACGGAACUGGCUUCACUAGCGCCUCCCCCCGCUUGAGACAAGAGACCCGGCUCGCUGCUACCACAGGGGGCGGCGGCGGCAACGGGUGUCGGAAUGCGAGGACGCCACUUUCCAGGCGCGGCUCUUCAGCAGGCCUUCGUGGCCGCCGCCGUUCCGAUGUAAGCACUGCUGGCUUCUGUAGUGCUGCCUCCAAUGGCGGUCACCUAGCUGCCACAUGGAGCGGCGCCGACGUCAGCGGCGGCAGUGCUGUCGCUAAGGCGGCCGCUCCCGUUUGGCGGGGCGCUGGUAUCGCUCGGCGCUCUGCCACUCCGCCGGGAACGUCCGCCGUCAGGCGGGGUCGAGACAGCCAGUCGCUGCUUGGUCCGGACGGCGCUGGGGCCUUCGUGACCGUACCAAGCGGCGCUGUCAGUUUUGGCGGGGUGGCCGCGAAGGCUCGGACAGCAGUGACUGCACCCAGCGCCGCCACGGUGCCGAAGGCGGCAGGUAUUGGUACUGAUGUGCCGCAGCCAUCAGCAGCUGCGGCGGUUCCUGUGGAGGCAGUCUUGGACGGGUCGCUGAGUGAUCGGGCGUUGUGGGCCAAGCCGCGCCGCAGCAGCCGUUCUGAUGGGAGCUGCGCGAACGGUAGGAGCGGCGGUGGAGGCGGGCAGCCAGCUGGCCCUCGGGUGGGGUCCCAGGUGCAGCAGUUGAGCUACGCUGCUAUACACACGGCGCAGAGGGCGCUGGCGACGUCGGCGUUAACGGUUCCGGCGGCGGCGGCAGCACGUUGCCACAGCCGAAGCCGCAGCUGCAGCGCUAUGGAGUGGAUCCGGCCGCGGGUCACAACGCGAUCGCGCGCCUCCCGACGAGCUAUGACGCCUGAACCGAGGACUGUAGCCGCAUGGCUGAAGCUGUCAGAGGAGGCGGCUGCAGCAGCAGCGGCGGCGGCGGCAGCGGGCGACGCACUGAAGCACUCACAUUCAGAGAUUACCAUUGGCCGGGGCUCCUACAAGCUAGGACCUCUUUCAUCGUCGGACGGCGGCGCCUUCGCUGGCGCGGGGGCUGGCGCAGUCCGUUGUAGCGACGCGGCUUCUGAGCUGGCUGCCCUGCUGGAACAACAUCCGCUGGGUUUGCGCGCCCAGCCGCAAGGUGGCCGCGCGGGGGCUUCCAGGGCUGUGUGUAUCUUAACCCCGCACGCGGAAGGCCAGGAGUGCGAGCGGGAGGAGGAGUCUACAGGGGCUGCGAAGCACAGCGGGGACUCUUGCGGUCACGGCAGUCCUGCAGGUGCCGCAAAUGAGAGUCGAGGCGGCGAUGGUGGGGAAAGCGAUGGUAACGGUGGCUGCAGCUGGGGCGUAGGGCUAGACGACAGCAAGAUGGAGAUGGCGUCCCCCGUCAAGCUGUCGCGGGCCAGCGGCGGUCAAGCGGGUGCUCGUCAUUGCCUUGCUGAUAGCCGCGAUAGUCAUGAGGACGUAGUGGGGGAUGCGUCUACUGGGCGGCGCAGAACCCAUAGCCCAGACGGUGUGAACGGCGGCAAGGACAACAGCAGCGGCAGCCCCAGCCGUGAAAAUACGCGAGGCGUCUGCUCAGCUACCGGCCGGCCCUCCGCGAUAAUCCGUGCUAGCUACGCCUUCGAUUCGCCGCUGCGACGCCAGAAGCAGCAACCGCAGCAAGCCGCUGGUGCAGCAAAGUGGGACCACGUCUCAUCGCCGACCGCCGCAAGGAGCAGCCUUGUAGCAGCCGAUGGUAGCGACGAGGUCGACCCCUUGGGUUCAGUACUCCGCAGUCUUCAGAAGCGCCAGGCGGCGCUACUGAUCGAGCUUGCAACCGGUGGCGGCGGCAACGGCGGCUCUCCCAGCGCUGUUGUUAAGCCUCUCCUGUUGAUCCCAGGCUCGUCUCCGCGGAAUUCGCUGGCCCUGAACCGUAGCAAGCCGGCAGAGGACCCGUCUUUCGUUGCAUCCUUCACAUUCGCCAACCCCAAACCUCAAACAUCUCUGCUGUCUGCCAGCUCUGAGAAGCCCAACGGAGGAAGGGGCACCGCAGAUGAAGGCACCGACAGCGACAAGAACUGGACCGCAGACGCGGCAAGAGGCAGUAGGCCGCAGCGGCGUCGUAGCAUGUCCUUCACUGGCGAGGAGGCGAAGGGUGUCCCCAAGGGAGGUGCCGGCGGCGCCAGCGGCGAUCCUCGGCCGCUGGCCCAGCCGCUGCGGAACGUCUCCAGUUCGCGGGAAGGCGGUUGUUGGGCAGCACCGCAGGUGAUACGACAGCCUACUCCUCCACCGCCGCCGCCGCCGCCACGUAGCCCACACAGGCCCAGCGUCACUGCUGCUGCCGCGGCGGCAGCAGCGGCAGGCGCAGGGGUCGGCGGCCCGCUGACUGCACUGCUAGGUCAGCUGGAACACUCGGGUGGUACGUGGCGAGGAAAUGCCGCGCAUGGUGAACAGGGCGGCCCGGCGGGGCCGCAUCGACUGUCUGACGGCUCCACCGAUGUCGUGCCGUCGUCGCCGCUGCCGUCGCCGCCGCCACAGCAGCAGCAGCAACAACCCUCGCAACAACAGCAGUGGCAAAAACACGAGCAACCGGAGCAGGGGCACAUCGUGACGCAUUUCAGCGUGACAGCUGCGCUGCAGAUGCCUACCGGGAAGUUCGAGGGCGAGAAGUCAGGAGAGGACCAGCAGCGGCAAAGAUCGCACCAAAACGGAAAGGCGGAUGCAUGCGAGCCGCGCGGAUCGAACCAAGAGUCGAACCAAGAGUCGCUCAGAGUUGCUAAACCCUCGGCAGCUAGGUGCCAUGACGGCGAAGGGAGCAACGGGGAAGGGAUCGAGGGCGAAGAAGUCUUCGCCGCCGACGAUGAUGAAGUCUUUGGCGAGGAUGAGGACAACCAGGGCAUUAAGGAUGGGGACGAUAAGGAGGCGUUCGGGGCUGACGUGGGGAUGGAGGCGGCGACGGGCGAUUUGAAGGAGCUGCGACUGCUGCUGCCGACAGUGGAUACACUGACAGAUGCCAGAGAUGCGUCCUGCGCAGGGGGUGCCGACUGUGAAAGCAACAACACAGCGGCGCCCCCGUCGCCACAGCCUCGGGACGAGCGUUCCAUGGGCGGCUCGGAGCUGUUCCCUGACGACGAUUACCCUCCUGCAUGUGACGCGGACGCGGGUAGCCUAGUCUCAAGACUUGGUGUCAGUCUGUACGACAAUGUCGCGUACGACAUAUCGCGGGCGACCAGCGCGAGGGCUGAGUAUUACAACUCCAGCGACGGCGGCGCGGGGCAUCCGCGGGUGCCGUGGCGGUCGUCCUCCGGCUUUCCCCUGGUGCCCGUCAUCUGCGUACCGACUUCCCUGGCGAAAGCUGCCGGUGACGGCGGCAGAGGCGGAGGCGGCAGCAGCGACGGCACGGCGUUGGACCCGAGAGCGGUUGCUCGCUCAGCCCUCGCCAACUUGGAGCAGCAUUUCUCGCCGCCGCCACCGUCCCAUCCUUCUGACUCCGGGCCAUUGCCUGGAGCCAACGCCGCGAGCAGCAACCUAUUGGACUUGGAGCUGUGCGAGAGCGGCAUUAGCGCGACGAGUGUCGCCACCGUCAGCGGCUCAGUCAGCGCCAUCACGUCCUCGGUGUCGCAUCCCAUGUCGUCACAUGAUACGUCUUUGCGGGCCUCUGGUCAGCCGUCAUGGGCCUUCGACCAAGCACCGUGGGAUCGGCAGGAUGUGUGCGAGGAGGCUGGAUGCUGUAUCACCGGGGAUGCAGCGCCGGUGGCUGCUGUAGAGGUAGAGGUAGAGGGGGUUGAAGCGUACGAGGGCUGCGAAUCAAGGGCAGUGGGAGAGGAGGCGGCCUCCGGAUGGGGAACGCUAGGAUCCGUGGAGCAGGCUUCACGGCAUCCCCAACCGGCAGGCAUGGACUGCGACGGCAUAUCGUCCACCGCGGCGGCAGCUACGGCACCUGACGGAGGUGCAGAUGCCUCGGGUUGUGUAGCGGGCGGCAAGGAACAGCACGCGGUGGCGGCCGCAAUGGCGGCGGCUGUCUGCGAAAGUCCAGCAAUGGAGGAGGAAGGAGGGGAUGCUGCUGCUGCUGCUCCGACAGCGGCCGCAGAGGCAGUGGCGGGAGCCUUGCCGGCGCCCGCGGCGGAUGCGGACGUGGGUUUGAAGGCUCCAGCAGAGGAAUCGGCCACGGUGCCGCCUGUGACUCCGCUUCAGGCGACGGCAACGGCGCACUGCGCCGGCGGGCUGCCAUCAUCGUCGCUGCAGCUGUCGUCGUCCUCCUCCCAGCCCAACACUGGCGCCGCCGCCGCGGGAGGUGGAGCUGCCGGGUCCUUUCCCCGGUCGGCAGGCGCGUACGGGCCGAUGCUAGGGUCGUGGUUGCUUAGCCGGACGGAACCGACGCUCCUGGACCGGCAGUUUCAACAGAUCUCCGGGGCGCUGCCCAUCGCUCGGAAAAGCAUCGGCCACGCGACGGCCGCUACCGGCGGCUCUGUUAGCAGCGGCGGCGGUGGCAGCAGCAGCAGCAGUUCUGUUACUGCCGCCACCGCCACCAGCAGUACAAGCAGUCAUGAUUGGCUGCAGCAGCGGCGGCCGCCGUCACCCAGUGUGAAGCCCCUGAGCCUGGCGGAGGUGCUCCGGCGGCCGCCCAGCGCCCGUAGCCCUGGUGCAGGACCGCUGGCAUCUUCGCGCUGA